Molecule: messenger RNA, 2910 nt
Organism: Chroicocephalus ridibundus (black-headed gull)
Lineage: Eukaryota; Metazoa; Chordata; Aves; Charadriiformes; Laridae
Gene: CTSO
Product: cathepsin O
Exons: 8
Coding region: 200-1234 (344 amino acids)
Cellular component (GO): lysosome
Molecular function (GO): cysteine-type endopeptidase activity
Source: RefSeq, a predicted model, not a curated record
GGGGGGGCGGCUGCCUCCCAGCAGCGGUUUGAAAGAAAGGUGAUUUCAGGCCCCUCUCCCCUUUCGAAAACAGCCCGGCCGUACAGUUCGGCGGGGUGGAGGCUCGCCUCCCAGGCCCCACCCCGCUAUGACAUGGCGGCCAGGGGAGGGGCGGCGGAUGGGGACCCGGUAGGGAGCGGGUCCCGCUGCCCGGCGCGGCAUGGCGCGACCCGGUGCUUGCCCCAGCCGCUCGAUGGGGGUGCUGGUGCUGGCACUUCUCUGCUGCCUGCUGCAGGCGGGCAGCGCUGCCCUCCUGGCACCUGCAGGCACCCGGCUUGGGGAGGAGGGCGGCGGCGGCGGCGCCGGUGGCCCGGGCCGCCCUCCGUGGGAUGGAGGCGGCGGGGAGAAAGAAGCGAUGGCAGCGGCCCUCCGGGAAAGUGCUAAAAGAAUUAGAUUACUGAAUUCACCAUCGAAAGAUAAUGCAACUGCCCUCUAUGGAAUAAAUCAGUUUUCUCACCUGUUUCCUGAAGAGUUCAAAGCUAUUUACUUAAGAAGCAUACCUCACAAACUUCCCAGAUACGUAAAAGUGCUAAAGGGAAAGGAAAAACCUUUGCCCAAGAAGUUUGACUGGAGAGACAAGAAAGUCAUUGCAGAAGUGAGAAAUCAGCAAACAUGUGGAGGCUGCUGGGCUUUCAGCGUUGUGGGUAGUAUAGAGUCUGCCUAUGCAAUUAAAGGAAAUAACCUGGAAGAACUUAGCGUACAGCAGGUUAUUGACUGUUCAUACAAUAAUUACGGAUGCAGCGGGGGAUCCACUGUUAGUGCUUUGAACUGGCUGAACCAGACAAAAGUAAAACUUGUGAGAGAUUCAGAAUACACUUUUAAAGCUCAGACAGGACUGUGCCAUUAUUUUGGUCACUCAGAUUUUGGAGUUUCAAUAACAGGAUUUGCUGCAUAUGACUUCAGCGGUCAAGAAGAAGAAAUGAUGAGGAUGCUCGUUAACUGGGGCCCUUUGGCAGUAACAGUAGAUGCGGUUAGCUGGCAGGAUUAUCUUGGUGGGAUCAUACAAUAUCACUGCUCCAGUGGACGAGCAAAUCACGCUGUUCUAAUCACUGGUUUUGACAGAACAGGUAGUAUCCCUUACUGGAUUGUACAGAACUCGUGGGGGCCUACAUGGGGAAUAGACGGCUAUGUUCGUGUUAAGAUAGGCGGCAACGUCUGUGGUAUAGCAGAUACGGUUUCAUCAGUAUUUGUUUGACACUAGCUGGCCAAAGACAACGAUUAUCAUUUGGAUAAUAGUUUGGCACACACUUUAUGUGAAGAUAUACUUCAAAGCAACCUUUUCUAAAGUAAGAAAUGACUGUAAGGGCAAUUCCUGCUUUUAGGCAGUGUAGAAAUGGGUUGGCCUGAGUUUUUAAAAGUGUUUUUAUUUGGCAUGUGCGUUGCAUAUCAAAUCUCUCAUGGACUAAGAAGACUCAGAAUCAACUGCAGAGUACGUAAAAAGAAGUUACAAAGAUGGACUGAAACUGUGAAUGUGAACCCUUAUCCAGGUGUCUGAAUACUGGUCCAUAAAAAAAUCUUAAAAGGAAAGAAGUGAUGACAAAUGAUAAGGAAUUUGGAUCAAAUAAUCAAUAGUAUGACAGAAUAUAAUCAAAGUGCUUUGAAUAUAAGAACCACCAUGAUUAGGUCUGCUUAUAUUGCAGGGGAGGAAUGGCAGUUGGAAGAAAAUAUUCCCUUUGUUUUGCUUUGAUACCUUGUAUUGAUACCUUUGCUUUGAUACCUUUGAUACCUUGUCUUGGCUUUUCUGGCACCUCUGACAGACACACACAUUUUGUCUUCCUCCUUUUUGUGAAAUCCUACUUUUUCUGUAGAGCUAGAGCAAUAGAAGAGGGAAAUGGAGCGUCAGAGUUGUUUCCUGAGCACCCGCUGUCUCUGAAGGGCUGCAGCCUUCCAGUUUCAGUCUUCAGACUUUUUUUGGGUAAAUAGGACUUCAGAGUAGGGAGGGUAUUUUGGAAAGUGCCUGGAAUAUCAGAGUCUUCUGCAUUAAUUUGUUAGGUGUACAGAAAAGUAAGAAGUAACUGUAGUUAGACAAACCAAGGCAGUUACAACCUGUGACCUGGCAGGAUGUAUUUGCAAAUCAGCCUUUCACUGCUUUGAGAGCUGUGUUAGUUCCAUGCCUUCUCUCUUCUCUACUUCACAACUAAUAGUGAAGCCCAUUGCAAAGCAGAAAUUAAAAACUUUAUGCAUUACAGAAAAAAUUAUGAGGGUGGGGGUUGUUAAUAUGUAUUUGCCACCUUCAGAAAGUCAGCAAUUACAGAAUACUCCAAAUAGAGUGGAUGUUAAAUUUCCCUCCAUUAGUUGAAUUCAUAGGUGGACCUCUCUGGGAAUCAAAAGGUCGUUCCAGCCCCACUGACCUGUAAAACUGCACUUGCAGGCAAAUGUAACUAGAAUUCACAACUGAACGUGUCAUUCUAGAAUGCUCUGAAUAUUUUAUCUGGAAUGCCUUACCUAUAUCCUUUCUGAAGCACUACCAUGAAAAGUAUUGAAACAAUUCUGUAAUUUUUGCAGUCAGUUACUCAAUUGCACUCAUUUGUACCAUGUUAAUAGAUGAGGAUAUUAUCUUUUUAUCACAAAUGUGAUCAUAAUUGCCUAUUGUAAGUAUUGUCAUUUUAGUCCUCCUACUUUUAAGUGUUAAUAUUUUUAACGGAAGGAAGACCAAGUGCUAUGUUUCACUACUUCAGGUUCUGCUACUUACUGAAUUUACUGGCUGAAAACUUCAGAUGAACAAAAGCGGAAGUCUUCCAUAGUUUUACAGUUGUCUGUAGUAUGGCCUUCCCUUAGCAGUUUACAAACAACAAAUAGCACACUUCCAUAACUGGAAAACAAUAGCCAAAGUUCCUAAUUAGCAUUGAUAAGAGUAAUAUUGUUAUAGUA